This is a messenger RNA of Tremella mesenterica DSM 1558, 2502 nucleotides long. RefSeq lists its product as uncharacterized. The transcript has 6 exons. Gene Ontology annotation, molecular function: ATP binding; protein serine/threonine kinase activity. The record is from RefSeq and is a predicted model, not a curated record. Gene Ontology annotation, biological process: protein phosphorylation; mitotic DNA damage checkpoint signaling. The coding region runs from base 1 to 2502 and encodes 833 amino acids. Gene Ontology annotation, cellular component: cytoplasm; nucleus. NCBI's taxonomy places the organism in Eukaryota, Fungi, Basidiomycota, Tremellomycetes, Tremellales, Tremellaceae.
AUGUCGCGCGAGAGACAGGAGGUAGUCAAUCCUGGUGCGGGGACGUUCUACGUUUACGGACAGCUAUUUUCCAUGACUUCUGGUCUAGAUAGCUUGACUUCUCCUGGUACGAGCCAUCAUAACCUCCCGGAGACAUGGGAAGAUGUGAAAGAUAGAACAGAAGAGGUUGUAGUAACUUCUUCACCUGACUGGUUGCUUGAAUCCGGUAUUGGAGAAUAUACUUUUGUUCCAUCUUCUUCUGGUGGAAUAUUGGGAAAAGGAAAAUUCAGUACUGUCUAUAAAGUCUUAUCUUCCAAUGGACAAAACUAUGCACUCAAACAUACACCUUUACAUCCCCAUCAUCCCCUCAUAGCGGCUCGACUCCUACGUGAACCUACUUUACUAGGUCAACUCCCUCCUCAUCCUUGUCUUAUCGGAGUAGAAAGUUGGAUCAGAACGCCUACUCAUUUUUACCUGCUCGAGGAAUUUCCUGUUGGAUAUGUAGCUCUGAAUGAACAUCCACCACUUUUAAAACCUUCACGUGCGGCGUAUAUAUUGGAUCAAUUGGUCAGUGUUGUCAGGGAUUGUCUUCAUGAGAAAGGGAGAGUUUGUCAUCGAGAUUUGAAAGGUGAGAAUGUUUUGGUGAAUCCAUCCAAUGGGGAUAUUGUCAUUCUUGACCUUGGAUUAGCCACACAUUUCACAAAGAAUGAACCAAAGUUGACUACAUGUUGUGGAAGUCCAGCAUUUCAUAGUCCGGAAAUUGUCAAUGCUCUCAAUCAUCCACCGGGGGUAGUGACAUAUUUCGGAACUCUGAUUGAAGGUUCUGACACUAAAACCAGACCCGAGAUUGAUAUCUGGUGUAUAGCUCUCACCAUUCUAUCUUCCCUUCUUCAAACCCGUUUUCCCAUUGGAACCUCACACAAAUCUCUUUCCGUGAUGAACCAUCGUAUCAAAGACCGACUCCGAGAAUUAGACCAUAUAUAUCCCCCUUCAUCUCCAUGGCAAAUCUUACCUCCUCAUGUGAUAACUUCACUCUCCGACACUCAAAGAGAAUUCGAAAUAUCUGAAUGGAGACGUGUACGUUCCGCUCUGGAAGAUUUCUUAUCGAUCGAUUCGAAAUUACGAAUGAAGGCUUUUGAAAGGUACGACGUUGGCUUUGUAGUCCAAGAAAAGAUUAGGGAGUUCGAAUGGAAAAAGAAGGAUGGAUCAUUUAAAGAGAUUAGUUUUUUACCUUCUUCACCUAAAUAUUCUCUUUCUCUUCCAUUCAUUCCAUCCACAGUCAAAGUCAAAGAUGUAAAGGAUGCACCGGUCAAGGAGAAAGUACACCAUUUUCAUUGGGGAUGGCAUCAUUCACCAGACGAUACGGAAAGAGAUGGGAAAGACGAAAAAGAGGGGAAGGAAGAUAUGUCAAAAGAAGAACCAUUGAUACUUGUAAAUGAAGAAAACCAUUCUGAAAAACGUAUUUUAGGUUAUAUCAAAUACCUAUUCAGAUCAUCUGGAAUACUCUAUCAUACCCUUCCUACAUCUUCUCUAUCAAAUCCGAUCUUACAAUUAGUAUUACCGCUUCCCAAAACUCCUCUUCCAUCAUUACCCUCACCAUCUCCUAAUCUCCCGUCGACAGAUUCAAGGGGACCGAAUUGGAUAUCUUCUUUAUCCCAUUUAUGGUCAAACAAUCAUUCAAGACGUGCUAUAUCCGUACCACCUAAAUCAACACGUCUGUCUCAACCUCUCCCAAAUCAAUAUAGUAAUUCAAAAGCUCGAUACCAAACGAAAGAAGAAGAUUUAUCUUCACUUAUCAAUGUCCCAAAUAGAAAUGAUGUUUUGAGUAAGAACAUGGGGAUCAGAAGUGUAAGUAAAGAAAGAUGGUUAAAAUGUUGGUUACGUUUUGAUUUUUUAAAUUUUCAAUCAAUUUCUAAAAGACGUACUCAAUCACGUCCUAGGAUAUCAAGAUUAUCUACUGUUCAAACUUUCACUUCCAUAGAUGAAACUACAGAAGGACAAUUACCAUCUACUUCGACGUCAAGUUCCAAUACGAGUAGAGCGUCUUCGACAUCACGUGCUGAAUCCGGAACGAAAAGUCGGGUUGUUUUGACUUUAUCAGAUCCGAGGGGUUAUAUAACUUUGAGAAAUGUCGUAAAUGUCACCCCGGUCUCAUCUGGGAGGAAGGAGGAUGGAGUGGGGUUGUUGGAAUUGGGUAGAGAAGGAAGACCAUUGAUGAGAAGUACGAAGAGUGAGAGAUACAUGUCUCCAUUGAGAGUGACAGAAUCAAGAAGAAGUGAAGCAUCUUUGACCCCCUUGCUCGUCUCGGCUUCUAUGGAGAAGAACAUGUCGACUUUGGAGGUUUCUUCACCUACCGCCAGAAAUGUACAGCGGGGAAGACCAAGGAGUCGUUGGAGUGGGGAAGAAGGCAAGGGCGAAGAUAGCAGUUCGGGAAUUGGUGGCGGGGGAAUUGCCCCUGAAACAAGUGGGCCUGCAUGGUCACGUUAUUACGGAGGAAGAGAGAAGAGUCAGAGAGAAAGAUGA